CCUGCUCGAAUCAUUCCGUUAAGUUGGCUGCACCUAUAUUUCGAAUCAUUUGUCGACCAAUUAGUAGUUUGAAAUUAAUUUCAGUAAAACAGUGCAUACGAUAAAUACAGAUUGCCUGUUUGAAAUACUGUUAAAAAUACUAUAACAAAAAAUUCAUUUGUAAAUUUUUAUAUCAACAAAAUAUUUAUUGAAAUUGAGAAUGACAGUAAAUAUUGUUGAACGGGUGCAGGUAUUCCACUGUAAAUAAGUGUUGUUUAUUUUCGAUAAAAAUAUGUAUAAAACUUGCGACAAUUAUGAAGAUGAAUUUGAACCAAGAAUUAUUCCGAAACCAGCUUCUAAAUUCGAUUGUUUAACGUUACCAUCAGUUCCCGAAGUUUCUUUAAUAUUCGAUAAACCUGUAAGCUGUAAAACUGUGGAUCAAAAUGGUUUUUCUCCAUCUUACGCAGAAUCUAAAGAUUUGAGGCGUCAAAAUAAUGUCUCAUCUCCUUUAUACGAUAGUGGUUCUUAUGCAGCAUGGAAAGAGCAAAACUAUUCAGGGAAGCCAGUACCAUCUGUGCAGUUCAAUUGUGCAACUUCUCCAAAGGUACAACAUUGUCAGAAUUAUAAGACGAACUAUUAUCGCAAAGAAAGUGGCUUAGGAGAAUCUCAAGAAAGUAGUAGCAUUUCUAGAAGAGAUUUUAGGAGUAGUCCGAGGUAUAAAGAGAAAGAAAUUUAUAGAGAAAGCAAUAACGUACAUAAACGUAAUCAUAGAACGUGUGAAGAUAAUUUAGUACGAGUUCAACAAAAACAUAAUGAUAGCAAUAUUAAAACAAAACACAAGGACUCUGUAACAAAUGUGCCACAUGUUAUUAAGCCAUAUUUAAAUAGUUGUGAUAUCAAUGAGAAAGAACGUUCUCCAUUGGUAUAUGAAGGAAAAUUAGUAACUCAUAAUUUUGAACAACAGAAAGUAUCACUUACUGAUUCAUGCAACGAAGCUGCCGUACAAAAUUUUCCCAUGAAUUCAAAUGGUUUAAAAAGAAAUGAGUUUCCAUUACCACAUUAUGUGGGACAACAAUACCCUUACUUUAAUGCAAAUACAUAUCCCUUUCCGCAGCAUCAUCCUUGUUCUCCUCAUAAUAUCGAUAGUCAAGAAACAGUGAAAAAUUUAUUACAAAUUAUAAAUAGUCAGAAUGAGCAGAUCAAGUCUCUGCAAACACAAGUUGAUAGACUAUUGAAAAUGCAGGAAGAGAAUUUAAAAGAAAGGAAGAAUUGUUCUUGCUCCACUCAAAUACAACAGCAUGGUCAAUUAAUUAAGAAUAAUGAAACUAUUAGUUGCAAUAGAGUUCCACAAAAUUCCAAGCAACAGCUAUAUCAUUAUGAGCCAUCUAAAAGUAAAGAAACAGGUAAUUGUAAUGACACCGAAAAUGUUAAGCAGACUGAAUUGGUGUUAACGGAAACACAAUCGAGACAAGCUUUUAUGGAACAAAAAGUUUCUAUUGGUGUAAUGACUAGCUUUGAAUUUACUGUACAAAACAGUCCUUUCACUGUGGACAUCGAGGAUUAUGAAAAAAAUGAGGGCCAACAAGAAAAAGGAAAUUUAAAAUUGUGCAGUAGCCUACACGACACUGGUAUUGCUCAUGAACCACUAAGAAGAUAUAAGAAUUCUUUCAAUCGAAUACCUAGUGGGCAGUUAGAAAAUAUAGUUGAAGACUCUGAGAGUUAUAUGUCAUCUAGUCAACAGCAAAGUAGUAAUUUAAAUGCAAGUAUUUCUGUGAAAGAUUUAGAUAAACAGGCCUAUGCAGAUACUCGGAAAGAAAUAGGUAAUCAUAGAAUAGAAUCUCCUAAGUUAUGUAAAACUACAAGCACAAAAAUAAAUCAGACUGAAAAUGCACGGAGACAUUUCGAAAGAAAUAAUGAGGAAGAAACAAGGCAUUAUAAAACAUUAAGAAUACCAGAAUUACAAAAUAAGUUAGUAGAAUACGAUACAUUAGAAAAUGGCAAUCAUAAAACAAAUGUUUUUUCCGGUACAAAUCAAUGUAUCAAGUUGAAUACACAAAGAGAUAACGAUUCUGUAAAGACGAACAACUCCUCAAAUAAUAAAUCUGAAUAUUAUAAGAAUCAUCGAAAAGAAGGUGAGAUUGCUGCUAAACGUGGCAGUUGUAUCGAAGACAGUCUCAUCUUAAAUGGUGGAGAUUUAAGAAUAAAUGAAAGGCCGCCGACUCCAGAACCUAGCAUACAUGUUGAAAUGCAGGAAUAUUCCAGCGAUGAUGAUAGUGAAAGGAUUAAACGUAGUUCCAAAGUAGGAUGGACUUUUUACAAUAAUGUCCUAGGACAGGUGAAUCAAUUGUUGCAGAAUUCCUGUGUAAUAGAUGAUCAGCAACAAGAUUCGAGAAAAGUGAAUCAAAAUGAACGAGACGAGACCGAAAAUAGAGCAUUAGAUACCGUUAAAGUUGCUACGCUAGAACAACUAAAAAAACUUGGAAUUAGUAUAAGCGAAAAUCCAGAACAUAAAGAUACGAAUAACAGUAAAAAGAUGACCUUUGAUUCUUCAUAUUAUCCACGUUUGGAUUACCAAGCGAACAUGACCCAGGCUACAAGCGCUGUAAAUGAAACAAAUACAAGCAUGCAUAUGAAAGCGCUAGCUUUGAAAUAUUUAACUGAUGAUCAGCUUUCUGAAUUAGCCAUACAAAGACAAGGUUCAACAGCUGUAAAACAUCUUAUGGUUAGUAAUGUGCAAGGCACGAACAUGUCUUUUGCUACAAUGCGUUAUCUAGAAAGAUAUCAAUUACUUCCUGGGAAGAAUAAUGUUCAAACAGAAGCAGAUAUCGAUAAAGUACAUGUUGAGAUACCUCCAAACAUUGAUGUGAAAGUUGCCAAUACAAAAAAUAGUCCAGCAUUGCAAAGGUUUCCUUUUACUCAAACACCAAGAACGACUUGUCCUAGUAAGAUUCUCGAUAUUUCAACUUUAAAGCAACAACCUAAACUUUUAUAAAAAUCGACGAUGUCGACAUACUUGAAUUUAAAUUUAAUGUGCUUUAUAAUAUUUAAACCCUUAUUUGUUUUACUGCCAAAUUUUGAAUGUUUAUUAUACCGAAAUACUGUUUUUUAAUUUUUCUACUAUUAUUAUAUGACAACGUUAACAAUGCACUCCUCCAUAUUUAUUUAUAAGCAACCAAAGGAGUAAGAACGAAUAUCUUUCAAUUAGA
This is a messenger RNA of Megalopta genalis, 3185 nucleotides long. RefSeq lists its product as uncharacterized. The record is from RefSeq and is a predicted model, not a curated record. Gene Ontology annotation, biological process: smoothened signaling pathway; mitotic spindle organization; protein localization to centrosome. Gene Ontology annotation, cellular component: microtubule organizing center. NCBI's taxonomy places the organism in Eukaryota, Metazoa, Arthropoda, Insecta, Hymenoptera, Halictidae.